Messenger RNA from Mercenaria mercenaria, 3060 nucleotides. Its product is annotated as myb-like protein D. The record is from RefSeq and is a predicted model, not a curated record. Bases 1 to 3060 code for a protein of 1019 amino acids. NCBI's taxonomy places the organism in Eukaryota, Metazoa, Mollusca, Bivalvia, Venerida, Veneridae. The transcript is spliced from 7 exons.
AUGUCUAUCUAUGCUUUGACAUUCCAGACGCAGGCAGGCAGUUACUGUUGCGGCCGCAAGAAACGAGGAGAAGAGAUCAACCAAAAUCAAAUGUGUCCUGCAACAGUAGAAAACUUCAACCUCAACACAAUUUCUCAGGCAUAUGAUCCGUAUCAGUCAAGCAGAAAUGAAAACAAUGCAUCAAAGUCUUUGGUCAGAAACAAAAACAUUCAUCCAAAAAUAUCGAAGGAGGAAGACCUGGUAGCUCAGCUAGAAGAGAUGCGAGCGACGGUUGAAAGAGUUCAUAGUAAAAACAAGAAACUGUGGGAUGAAAACAAAAAACUAAAGGAAACGAUAUCUACAUAUAUGGAGAAUAAUGUCGAGAAAAACACAAAAGGGAGAUGUGACAUCGUAAAUGAUCCCAGAUCUCUUAAACACAUAGCCUCUAAAUUUGAUGAUAUAUACUGCACUGAAUGGGAACAAGCCUUCGACCUUCUAGAGUCCAUUCCUGUAGACGAAAUAGAAAUUUUAGUGUGUCUAAAGGAAAUUUUGGAGAGCUGUUAUGUUAUAUGCUUCAGCUUUAAAAGGAGGAACAAAUCAUACCAAGGGGUAAAAAUAACGCAGGCUGAAAAACAAGGAAAUAACCAACAACUGUUUUCGGAAUCAAUUUUACAGAGCCUACUGGACAUAUGUAAAUCUAUGAGAGGACAUGGGUUAAAAUGGCUUCAAAGUCAUAUUGAGCUUCAAAUUAAUGACAGACAUCCAAAAUGUGUCACUGAGACGAGCUGUAUCAACUCAGUAGGAGCUGCCCGAAACGAUCAACCAUCUCCAAGUGGUAAUGACAGCAAAAAGGAGAAAAAGAAUGGGGAGAAGGAAAACAGUACCAAGAAAGAAUCUGACCAGGAAAUAUCUUUGGCUAAAGAAAGCAGUAUCAGUAAUACGAUGGGCUGCAUCAACUCAAUAGGAGCUGCUCGAAACGAUCAUCUAUCUCCCAGUGGUACUGAAAGCAAAACAAAGAAGAACACAGAUAAGGAUACGAAGAUCAACAGUAGAACGACGGAGUCUGACGAGGAUAUAUCUUUAGUUACAUCUAAAUCUAAUUGUCAAGAAAGCAGUAUCAGUAAUGAGAUGGGCUGUAUCAAUUCAAGAGGAGCUGCUCGAAACGAUCAACCAUCUCCAAGUAGUAAUGACAGCAAAAAGGAGAAAAGGAAUAGGGAGAAGGAAAUCAGUAUCAAGAACAAAUCUGACCAGGAAAUAUCUUCGGCUCAAGAAAGCAGUAUCAGUAAUAGGAUGGGCAGAAUCAACUCAAUAGGAGCUGCUCGAAACGAUCACCUAUCUCCCAGUGGUGCUGAAAGCAAAGCAAAGAAGAACAACAAUAAUGAGACGAAGAAUAACAGUAGAAAGACGGACUCUAAAAGGAAUAAAUCUUUGGUUACAUCAAAAUCGAAUUGCCAAGAAAGCAGUAUCAGUAAUGAGAUGGGCUGUAUCAACUCAAGUGGAGCUGCUCGAAACGAUCAACCAUCUCCAAGUGGUAGUGGCAGCAAAAAGGAGAAAAAAAAUAUGGCGAAGGAAAACAGUAUCAAGAAAGAAUCUGACCAGGAAAUAUCUUUGGCUCAAGAUUGCAGUAUCAGUAAUAAGAUUAGCAGUAUCAACUCAAUAGGAGCUGAUCGAAACGAUCACCUAUCUCCCAGUGGUGGUGAAAGCAAAGCAAAUAAGAACAACAAUAAGGAUACGAAGAAUAACAGUAGAAAGACGGAAUCUAAAAAGAAUAAAUCUUUGGUUACAUCAAAAUCUAAUUGCCAAGAAAGCAGUAUUAGUAAUGAGAUGGGCUGUAUCAACUCAAGCGGAGCUGCUCGAAACGAUCAACCAUCUCCAAGUGGUAAUGACAGCAAAAAGGAGAAAAAAAAUAUGGCGAAGGAAAACAGUAUCAAGAAAGAAUCUGACCAGGAAAUAUCUUUGGCUCAAGAUUGCAGUAUCAGUAAUAAGAUGGGCAGUAUCAACUCAAUACGAGUUGCUCGAAACGAUCAACUAUCUCCCAGUGGUGCUAAAAGCAAAACAAAUAGGAACAAAAAUAAGGAUACGAAGAAUAACAGUAGAAAGACGGAAUCUAAAAAGGAUAAAUCUUUAGUUAAAUCUAAAUCUAAUUGUCAAGAAAGCAGUAUUAGUAAUGAGAUGGGCUGUAUCAACUCAAGCGGAGCUGCUCGAAACGAUCAAUCAUCUCCAAGUGGUAUUGACAGCAAAAAGGACAAAAAAAAUAUGGCGAAGGAAAACAGUAUCAAGAAAGAAUCUGACCAGGAAAUAUCUUUGGCUCAAGAUUGCAGUAUCAGUAAUAAGAUGGGCAGUAUCAACCCACUAGGAGCUGCUCGAAACGAUCACCUAUCUCCCAGUGGUGCUGAAAGCACAACAAAGAAGAACAUAAUUAAGGAUACGAAGAAUAACAGUAGAAAAACGGAAUCUAAAAAGAAUAAAUCUUUGGUUACAUCAAAAUCUAAUUGCCAAGAAAGCAGUAUCAGUAAUGAGAUGGGCUAUAUCAACUCAAGAGGAGCUGCUCAAAACGAUCAACCAUUUUCAAGUAUUACUGAAAGCAAAAACAAAACGAAGAUGAAGAACAAAACCAAGGAGAAAAAGGAAAGCAGUACCGAGAAGGAAUCUGACCAGGAUAUAUCUUUGGCUACAACGAAGUUUAGUUGUCAAGAAAAUAGUAUCGUUACAGCCGGAAAUGCUGAAAAACGUAGAAAUAUAAAAUUAAGCAUUCAUCGCCUCAUCGAAAGAAUGCCAGAUAUUUUACAGAAUAGCAUUUUGAAAGCAUACAUUAAUGCCUGUUUGAAAAGUUGCUUGGAAGCAGUCAGCUGCGAGCCGCAAUUAAAGCUUAAGUUUUCGCUACAGAAUAGGUCAUAUGCUGAAGUUAAAUCAAUGUACAGAUAUAAACAAUAUAUUUUUGAUUCUUCGUUUUCCAACAAAAAUGUGAAAGAUGACGAGAGUAUAUUAGUUGUUUGGCCUGCCGUAUCUUGUGAAGAUCAAAGUGGUAAUGAAAGUGUAAUUGAAACUGAAAAUGCAUGGGUUAUUGUAAAUAAUAUAUAA